AUGGGGCGAAAUUUACUAAUGAGUAGCCUUGAAAAUGCAUCUUUUAACAUAAUUUUCCAAAUAGUUUUUAGGUGUAUAACCUUCAUUAUAAAUGCUUGGGUUAUAAGGAAUAUAGGUCAUGAAGUCCUGGGCAUAAUGAAUGUUAGACUUCUGCUCCUAGAAAGUACUAUCUUGUUUUUAAGUCGAGAACCAUUCAACAGAGCCUGCUUAGGCCAGAAAGAUGAAUUUAGCUGGAAUCAUAUCAUUAACCAAAUUUGGCUGUCUGUCCCUCUCAGUUGUGUGCUUUCUUUAGUUUUUGUGUAUGUCUGGUUGAAUCUGUUGCCUCUUGGAAGCCCAGAGUAUGCAUUCCAGUAUGCUUUUGGCUGCUGGAGUGUGGCAUUCUCAUGUGUCCUGGAGCUGUGUGCCGCCAACAUGGUCCUUGUGGCACAACUCUUCUGCUUUGUGAAGCUUAAAGUUGCUCUUGACACUUUGCACAUAUUUGUCAGAACCACCCUGUUCCUCAGUAUCAUAGUCUAUAACAGAUCUUUGGCUCUUAUUGCAUUUUCAGUAGCACAAGUUGGUAGUAUUGGAACCAUAGUAGUAAGUUAUUACAUUUUCUUUCAUUGGUAUUUAAAAAAUAAGCCUCUUUAUGCUAAAGGUGCACUUAAAAGCAAGGUGGUCCCUGAGAGUAUUUUGAAGAAAUUGUAUGAGAAUAUGGAUGAUUUCCACUUCACAUCUUUGAAGGACUUUCUGCCAAAAUGGCUUGGGAGUGUAAACUCAACAUUCAGCAAGAAGUUGAGUUCCCUGACUGUUAGUUUUGCUAAACAAGGAGUUGUGAAGCAGCUGCUGACCGAGGGGGAGAAGUAUGUGAUGUCCGUCAGUCCGGUGAUGAGCUUCAGUGAGCAAGCUACCUAUGACGUGGUGAACAACCUAGGCAGUCUGGCGGCGCGGUUCAUCUUCAGGCCCAUUGAGGACAGCAGCUACUUCUACUUCACUCAGAUGGUGAGCCGGGACCUGCCGCUGCACAAGCAGGAUCAGAACAAGAUUCAGGAGUCUUGCCACGUCUUGUCACAAAUCUGUAAAACUGUCACCUCUAUUGGUUUAGUUGUCUUAGUGUUUGGUCAGAGCUAUGCCAAGACUCUGCUGCUCUUGUAUGGGGGUGAGACAUUUGUAGCAAGCGGGCUGCCGGUGCAGCUGCUCCGGAGUCACUGCCUCGCCAUAGUCCUGCUGGCCAUCAAUGGGAUCACUGAAUGCUAUGCUUUUGCCACAAUGACUAGCACACAGUUGAAUAGUUAUAAUUACCUCAUGGUAUUGUUCUCUAUAAGCUUUCUGUUAUUGUCAUAUGGCCUAACAUAUGUUUUUGGACCAGUAGGAUUUAUAGUUUCUAACUGUAUAAAUAUGUUUGCUAGAAUACUACACAGCAUACACUUUAUUGAUGCUAAGUGUAGAGAUACGGGUUACAAGCCAUUAGAUGGGUUGCAUGUUGGAAAGAUAUUCCUAUUGACAUUGUUCACAGCUGGGAUAUUGUGCAAAGUAUCGGAGAACAAAUUACUGAGUACUUCUAUAAUUUUGCACAUCGCCAUUGGGGCUGUAUUGUUCUUUUUAGUAAUUUUGUCCUGGGUCUAUGAAAACAAAGAACUUGUUAUUAAAAUGUACAACAAAUUUGCAAGCAAAGAUGAGACCAAGGUAUCAAAAGACUAACAUUCAGUUAUUGUCAAGCUAAUGUAAUUUGUAAAUAAGAUUGGAAACCUAUAAUACUGUUAAAAUAAAGUUUUUUUAAUAAAUUUUAAA
Molecule: messenger RNA, 1770 nt
Organism: Plutella xylostella (diamondback moth)
Lineage: Eukaryota; Metazoa; Arthropoda; Insecta; Lepidoptera; Plutellidae
Product: man(5)GlcNAc(2)-PP-dolichol translocation protein RFT1
Biological process (GO): glycolipid translocation; dolichol-linked oligosaccharide biosynthetic process
Cellular component (GO): endoplasmic reticulum membrane
Source: RefSeq, a predicted model, not a curated record